CAUAAGUGUCUGUAUUACAUUCAUUCAGUUGCAAAGAGACUUUAAGUGAAAUUAGUCCAUUUGGAAUUGAUACGUAACGAUGAGUGAUUUCGUCAUAGCUACGACUUUCAGCGGUAAAGUUAAAGGUGUGAAGAAAGUAACCGGUUUUGGUGCCGAUUAUUUCAGUUUCCAACGAAUACCGUACGCAAAACCGCCGAUCAAUGAGCUUAGAUUCAGCGAUCCACAACCGAUAUGUCCGUGGACAGAGAUUGUGGAUGGAACUAUCCCAACUCCGUGCUGUAUUCAAAUCAGUAAAUUGACGAAAAAUGUCAUCGGUGACGAGGACUGUCUGUUUUUGAAUGUCUACACGAAAGAUCUGAAUCCGGAAAGGAAAACACCUGUGAUGAUUUUUAUCUAUGGAGGGGGAUUCAUGCAUGGAUCAUGCGGACCGGAAAUAUAUGGACCUGACUAUAUAUUACAAAAUAAUGUUGUUCUGGUGACUAUAAAUUAUCGUGUUGGAGUCUUGGGCUUCGCCAGCUUUACGGAUCCAUCUCUUGAGAUACCAGGAAAUGCUGGCCUAAGAGAUCAAUUAAUGGCAAUAAAAUGGAUAAACAAGAACAUUGAACACUUUGGUGGAGAUGCAGAUAAUAUAACAUUGUUCGGCCAAAGUGCUGGAGCUAAUUCGGUGCACUUUUUGAUGUUGUCGGAAAAUGCAAAGGGAUUAUUCAAAAGGGCUAUUGUAAUGUCUGGCACUGCAGUAACAUCAUCGGGUUUAAAAUCGAAAAAUAAUUACACUCUACGGUUGGCAGAAGUCUUGGGUUGGUCAGGAAAUGAUGGCCAAAAGGGUGCUUUGGAAUUUUUAAGACAACGAACCGCUAAAGAGUUAAUUAUGGCACAGCCUAAAUUAAUUACCGAAAAGGAACGUUCUGAAUUGAUAUUGUUCCCAUUCGGACCAGUGAUAGAGCCGUAUGCCACAGACAGGUCGAUCAUACCAAUAGAUCCAAUAAUAAUGAGCAAGACAGCCUGGAGCAAAGACUUAGAUAUGAUCAUUGGGGGAACAUCUGACGAGGGAUUAGUGAUUUAUAAAAGUUUAAAAUCUCGACCACAAAUCCUUCAGAAACCCGAUUUGUUGCGAGCUAUUCUGCCAACGGAUUUGGUUGAUAAUACGAAUGACGACCAGGCGAAAGAGAUCGCAUCCAAGUUAAAACAAUUUUAUAUGGGGAACGGCACAAUGUCGCUAAAUCGAUGUGACGGCUUCUUGAAGCUUAUGACCGACAAAUUGUAUUUACAUCGAAUAUACCGAACACUAACGCUGAGAAACGAAUGCGGAAGUGGUAAAACCUAUUUUUAUCGGUUCAGUGUCGAUUCACCAACCAAUAACCACUACAAAUUGUUCAUGUGCGGCAGGGAUAUAAAGGGAUGUUCCCAUGCUGACGAUAUUUCGUAUCUUUUCAAGAAUCAAAGCGGUAAGAUUCCACCCAGGUAUUCGAUGGAAUAUCGGGCGAUACAAACAUUGGUCGGCGCUUUCACUAAAUUUGCAUGCGAUGGCAAUCCGAACGAUUCGAGAAAUUCCACCGUAGUAUGGGAACCGGUCAAUGGCCUCGAAACACCAUACAAAUGCUUCAACAUAGUCGAAGAGGGAGUUUCAUUUGUGGAUUUUCCGGAAGAUGAUCGAAUGAAAUUUUGGGAUUCAUUGUACAACGAGAAGUGAUACAAACUAGAUAAUUGAAGACGACUGAAGAGGAUAUGUGGUUUUAUAGUAGAUCUUUCUAGCUAGUAAUCCCAUAUUAACAGUUUAGUUGAAGAAUGAAUAAAUCCUCGCAAUGAAUAACCAGAAA
This is a messenger RNA of Bradysia coprophila, 1817 nucleotides long. Its product is annotated as esterase B1-like. The record is from RefSeq and is a predicted model, not a curated record. Lineage: Eukaryota; Metazoa; Arthropoda; Insecta; Diptera; Sciaridae.